AUGAGCAGAGGAAUCAGAUAUCCAUUUCCAGAUUUGCACAAAACUGGAGAUGAAGAAUUAAAUUGGUUGUACUUCUACAGUUUCAUAGUUGCAAUUUUUGUUUUUGAGGUUUCUUUCAUAACAUUCGCAUGGUUCUUUGUCUUGAGAAGAGAGAUGAGGCCAUCAGAAAUGUGGGCUGCUGAGGAAGGUUACAGGAUGAUGACUAGCCAUUUUCGAAGAUACAGUUACAGAGAGCUUGUUGAGGCAACAAGAAAGUUCAGAGUUGAGCUAGGAAGGGGAAGCUCAGGCACUGUGUAUAAAGGUGUCCUAGAAGAUGAAAGGCCAGUGGCUGUGAAGAAGCUGGAAAAUGUAAGUCGAGGCAAGGAAGAGUUUCAAGCUGAGCUGAGCGUAAUUGGGAGGAUCUACCACAUGAAUUUGGCCAGAAUAUGGGGGUUUUGCUCAGAAGGAUCACACAGGCUGUUGGUUUGUGAGUACGUGGAGAACGGAUCCCUGGCAAACAUUUUGUUCAAUGACCAAAAAACUGUCGUGUUGGACUGGAAGCAAAGGUUUAAUAUCGCAUUGGGUGUCGCGAAAGGAUUGGCCUAUCUUCACCAUGAGUGCUUAGAAUGGGUCAUCCAUUGUGGUGUGAAACCUGAGAAUAUAUUGUUGGACACAAACUUUGAGCCUAAGAUCACUGACUUUGGGUUGGCAAAGUUGCUAAACAGAGGCGGAGCCACACAGAACUUGUCGCAGGUGCGAGGAACGAUAGGUUACAUAGCUCCUGAGUGGGUUUCAAGCCUCCCAAUCACGGCGAAAGUCGAUGUUUAUAGUUACGGAGUUGUUUUGCUUGAGCUUUUAUCUGGGACAAGAGUUUCAGAGAUGGCUGUAGGUUCAGGUGCAGAGGUGCAUAGCAUGCUGCAGAAGCUUGUCAGGGUGCUUGCUGAUAAACUGGGAGGACAUGAAGAAUCAUCGAUUAAUGAAUUUGUUGACCCUGAAUUGGGUGGACGAUUCAGCUAUGUCCAAGCAAGAACAAUGAUCAAGUUGGCUGUUUCCUGCUUGCAGGAAGAUAGAAACAAGAGGCCAACCAUGGAAUCUGUAGUCCAGACACUCCUGCCGUUUGACGAAAUAUCAUGUUAA
Triticum turgidum subsp. durum (durum wheat) is the source of this 1116-nucleotide messenger RNA. The record is from the annotation of a GenBank genome assembly. NCBI's taxonomy places the organism in Eukaryota, Viridiplantae, Streptophyta, Magnoliopsida, Poales, Poaceae.